Molecule: messenger RNA, 927 nt
Organism: Microtus ochrogaster (prairie vole)
Lineage: Eukaryota; Metazoa; Chordata; Mammalia; Rodentia; Cricetidae
Product: olfactory receptor 8D1-like
Biological process (GO): G protein-coupled receptor signaling pathway
Cellular component (GO): membrane
Molecular function (GO): G protein-coupled receptor activity; olfactory receptor activity
Source: RefSeq, a predicted model, not a curated record
AUGGCCAUGGGCAAUCAUUCUACUGCAGCUGUUUUUGUGUUGGUGGGAUUAACUCAGAAGCAAGAACUCCUUCUCCCACUCUUCCUUCUGUUUCUGGGAAUCUAUGUGGUGACUGUAGUGGGGAACCUGGGCUUGAUCCUGCUCAUCACAGUCAGUCCACUGUUGCACACACCCAUGUAUUAUUUCCUCAGCAGCUUAUCUUUUGUUGACCUCUGUUAUUCCACUGUUAUUACACCUAAAAUGCUGGUGAACUUUCUUGGGAAGAUAAAUUUAAUCUCUUAUUCUGAGUGUGUGACUCAGUUCUUUUUCUUUGUGAUCUUUGUGGUGGCUGAGGGUUACCUCCUGACUGCCAUGGCAUAUGAUCGCUAUGUGGCCAUCUGCAAACCAUUACUGUAUAAUGUGAUCAUGUCUUCUAGGCUCUGUUCACUGUUAGUGCUAGUUGCCUUUAUCCUAGGGCUUUUUUGUGCAAUUGUGCACACAAGUGCUAUGAUAAAACUGAACUUUUGUAAAUCCCACAUCAUAACCCAUUAUUUCUGUGAUAUUCUCCCCCUUCUCAACCUCUCCUGCUCUAAUACCCAUCUCAAUGAGCUUCUUAUAUUUGUCAUUGGAGGGAUCAACACCUUGGUUCCCACAGUAGCUGUUGCAAUCUCCUAUAUCUUCAUCUUUUGUAGCAUCCUUCGCAUCAAGUCAUCAGAGGGACGGUCCAAAGCCUUUGGAACCUGCAGUUCUCAUAUCAUGGCUGUGGGAAUAUUUUUUGGGUCUAUCGUCUUUAUGUACUUGAAGCCUUCUUCAAGUACCUCUCUAGAACAAGAAAAAGUGUCUUCUGUGUUCUAUACCACAGUGAUCCCCAUGCUGAACCCAUUAAUAUAUAGUUUGAGGAACAAAGAUGUGAAGAAAGCAUUGGGGAAAUUCUUGGUUAGGAGAUAA